Messenger RNA from Phragmites australis (common reed), 2004 nucleotides. RefSeq names its product U-box domain-containing protein 9-like. The transcript has 2 exons. NCBI's taxonomy places the organism in Eukaryota, Viridiplantae, Streptophyta, Magnoliopsida, Poales, Poaceae. The record is from RefSeq and is a predicted model, not a curated record. The coding region runs from base 1 to 1887 and encodes 628 amino acids. Gene Ontology annotation, cellular component: nucleus; cytoplasm. Gene Ontology annotation, biological process: protein ubiquitination. Gene Ontology annotation, molecular function: ubiquitin-protein transferase activity; protein binding.
AUGGCGACGAGGCUCGCCAGCUCGGUGCGGACGACCAGGAGGGCGCCAAGAUUGUCGGGCGGUAAUGAUGUCCCCGAGGCCAGCGGGGAGGCCGGGGCCGCGGAGCAGAUCCUCGCCUCGCUGAGGGAGUGGCGCGCGACGCUGAGGCUGCUCGCGCCGCGGGAUGACGCCGCGGGUGGCUCUGCUUCCGUCGGAGGAGGCGGGGCAGAAGACGAGGAGGAGGAGGGCGGGGUGGAGAGUUUCUCGUUCCCGCAGCUCCAGACGCCGCCGACCGUCGAAGAGGGGGAGAAGGUGGAGGUACAGGAGGGCGGAGUGAGGAGCUUCUCGUUCCCGCAUCUCCAGACGCCGCCGAUCGUCGACGGGGCGGAGGUUCUUGACGCCUUCACCAGCACCGAGGAGGCGAGGGAGGCGAAGGCCGCGGCCGAGUUCUUGGAGGCCAUCAUGGGUGCCAACACCGGGCCCAGGACGGAGGCAAUCAAGAAGGAGCUCUUCGUCAACCGGAGGGUGCUCGACCUCGCGGGGCUGGAGCGGUGGCUGCGGAGGGCGGAGGCGGUGGCCGAGCUCGCGUGGUUCGUGGACCUGUGCUACGACGAGGACAAUUCGGCGCCCUCGCUCGACCUCUUCGAGUGCGCGUUCCGGGCCCUGGAGGGCGCGUCGUCCAGCGAGCUCCACCGCGGUCCCGACGCGAGGAGGCGCUGGAUUGGCUCGGUGCCGGUGCCGGAGUUCUUCUUCUGCCCCGUCUCCAAGAAGAUCAUGGAGCAACCGGUCGUUAUCUCCUCUGGAAAGACAGUUGAUCUUUCAGCACUGGAGAAAUGGUGGAAGGAGAACGAACGCAUUUGUCCCGUGACUGGCGAGAUUCUCGCGCACACUGUGUUCAUCCGCAACAUCCUCAUCACGCUGUGCAUCUCGUGGUGGGGUGCAGCCAACAGCAUUACAGACGUGACAGCAGUCACAGAUCCACCUGCCAUUUCUCCCCAGGAGGAAGCAAGGUUCAAGCAAGUCACACUGAUGGCUCACUCCCCCAGAUGCUCCAAAGAAGCUAGGGAUGCGCUUUUUCUCUUCCACGAGCUCAUCGACAAGGAGAGCUCAUUUGUGCACCUGCUCGGCCGCCACCCUGGGGCGAUCGCGAAGCUUGCAUCCGUCCUGCCAGAGACAUGCCUGGAACCUGACCCUGAACUGGACGACAUCAUCCUCGGAAUCAUGGCGAAGGCGGCUUCCUACGGCCCCAACAAGGCGGCUUUCGGAGACGAUCAGUACGCCAUCCCCGUGCUGAUCGCAAGGGCAUGGCUGGGGCCAGUGCCCACAAGAGCCAAGUGUGCUGAGAUCCUUGGGCUGCUGGCCGACAACUACUACAACAAGAUCAAGAUAGGUGAGCUCGGAGGCUUUGCCGCACUGAUUGAGCUGCUCUUGGUCGGAGACAUGGAUGUCAAGAAGACGACGGCGUGGGCGCUCGCCAGCCUCUGCGAGGCCCAUGAGAACUGGAGCAGGUUCGUCAGAGAGGGGGUGGCGGAUGCCGCCAUAUCUCUCCUGCGGAACGACGGGCUAGUGGUCGAGACCCAGGCCAUCCUGCUGCAGGCUCGAGGCUUUGAGCUGGCCAUGACGCAGAUCCUGGAGAAGCUCCAAGAACUUGGCGGCGAAGAGAUGUGCGAGAAGAUGAGGAAUCGCCUUUGGCACAGCUUCAUGAUGACAGAACGACGACGAAGGUCGGCGGAUGUUCCUUCUGCAUCGUACUCGGCAAAGGCUUCGGACACGUCUUCUUGGUCGCCCUCUGAGGCGGGUGUGGAAGGGUCUGCGGAUCACGAGCAGACCAAGAAAGAUGUCAAGGCCAUUGUCUCAUGGCUGCAGAAGAAGUGCUACUACCCCUGGACGUACAGAUACAGGGAUUGACCUGACCAUUGGCAGGCAGGCGAAGAACCGACCAUUACGAGUGUGAGUAACUGAACAGAGGUAGGAGGCAUAGCUGUUUCUUGACUAAACAGAAAUACAGUUAGUUCCUGUGCGCAU